AUGGGUCGCGAUACGAGAUCGCGCUCGCGGUCGGGGGGUCGCGGGAGCCGAAAGCAGCGGAGCCGAAGCAAGAGUAGGAGCCAGAGCAGAAGUCGGAGCGGGAGUCAUGGGCGACGAAACCGGCGGCGCCGGGACGACGAGGAGCGGCGCAGGUGGAAGCGGCGGAGUCGGGAACGCAGAUCCGAUUCUGAGGAAAAACGAUGGCAGCGGCAAAGACGGAAAAGCCGGAGUCCCGCACCUCGCUGGCGCUCCAGGGACCCAUCCUCCCCGUCUGACUCUGGGGACGAGCGGCAGAGGGGCCGGUGGACCCGGCACGAUCGGACACGUUCCUGGUCCCCAGGCUCAUCGGCAUCAAGCUCCACAUCCCCAGGCCACUCUCCGAGCCCUCGUCGUGCGGCGGCAGCCCUGAGCCAACAGCAAAGCCUACAGGAGCGGCUGCGGCAGCGGGAGGAGCAAAAGCAGCAGGAAUUGCUGAUGAAGGCCUUUGAGACGCCCGAGGAGAAGCGGGCCAGGCGGCUGGCCAAGAAAGAAGCCAAGGAGAGGAAGAAGCGGGAAAAGAUGGGCUGGGGCGAGGAGUACAUGGGCUACACCAACACUGACAAUCCCUUUGGCGACAACAACCUCCUGGGCACCUUCAUCUGGAACAAGGCUCUGGAGAAGAAGGGAAUUGGCCACCUAGAAGAGAGGGAACUGAAGGAGCGGAACAAGAGGAUCCAAGAGGACAACCGACUGGAGCUGCAGAAGGUGAAACAGCUGCGUCUGGAGCGGGAGCGGGAGAAGGCCAUGCGGGAGCAGGAGCUGGAGAUGCUGCAGCGUGAGAAGGAGGCGGAGCACUUCAAGACGUGGGAGGAGCAAGAGGACAACUUCCACCUGCAGCAAGCCAAGCUGCGCUCCAAGAUCCGCAUCCGCGAUGGGCGCGCCAAACCCAUCGACCUGCUGGCCAAGUAUAUCAGCGCGGAGGACGAUGACCUGGCAGUGGAGAUGCACGAACCCUACACCUUCCUCAAUGGGCUGACUGUGGCCGACAUGGAGGACCUACUGGAGGACAUCCAGGUGUACAUGGAGCUGGAACAGGGCAAGAACGUGGACUUCUGGCGGGACAUGACCGUCAUCACUGAGGACGAGAUCUCCAAGCUCCGGAAACUGGAGGCAUCCGGCAAGGGGCCAGGCGAGCGCCGAGAGGGCGUCAAUGCAUCCGUCAGCUCGGAUGUGCAGUCAGUCUUCAAGGGGAAGACGUACAGCCAGCUGCAGGUCAUCUUCCAGGGCAUCGAAGGCAAGAUCCAUGCGGGCGGCCCCAGCCUGGACAUGGGCUACUGGGAGAGCCUGUUGCAACAGCUCCGUGCGCACAUGGCGCGUGCCAGGCUCCGGGAGCGGCACCAGGACGUGCUGCGGCAGAAACUGUACAAACUGAAACAGGAGCAAGGCGUGGAAAGUGGGCCCCUCUUCCCCAUCCUCAAGACAGAGCCGCCCUCGCCAGGACGCAGCCCCGAGCCCGAGGAGGAGCCUGCAGUGGCCCCCAGCCCUGUGGGCCCCGCGGAGGCGGAGGGCGGCCCGGAGGCAGCCGAGGCAGAGGCUGAGGCUGAGGGCACAGCGGUGCUCCUGGAGGAGGACCUGAUCCAGCAGAGCCUGGACGACUAUGACGCUGGGCGCUACAGUCCGCGGCUGCUCACCGCCCAUGAGCUGCCCCUGGACGCGCACGUGCUGGAGCCCCACGAGGACCUGCAGCGCCUGCUCCUGUCGCGCCAGCAGCUCCAGGUCACAGGUGAUGCCAGCGAGAGCGCCGAGGACAUCUUCUUCCGGCGGGCCAAGGAGGGCAUGGGGCAGGACGAGGCGCAGUUCAGCGUGGAGAUGCCGCUGACCGGCAAGGCCUACUUGUGGGCCGACAAAUACCGGCCGCGCAAGCCGCGCUUCUUCAACCGCGUGCACACGGGCUUCGAGUGGAACAAGUAUAACCAGACGCACUACGACUUCGACAACCCGCCACCCAAGAUCGUGCAGGGUUACAAGUUCAACAUCUUCUACCCCGACCUCAUCGACAAGCGUGCCACGCCCGAGUACUUCCUGGAGGCCUGUGCCGACAACAGGGACUUCGCCACCCUGCGCUUCCACGCUGGACCGCCCUACGAGGACAUCGCCUUCAAAAUCGUCAACCGAGAGUGGGAGUACUCGCACCGACACGGCUUCCGCUGUCAGUUCGCUAACGGCAUCUUCCAGCUCUGGUUCCAUUUCAAACGUUAUCGCUAUCGGCGAUGA
This is a messenger RNA of Chrysochloris asiatica (Cape golden mole), 2253 nucleotides long. It is a transcript of the gene CACTIN, whose product is annotated as cactin, spliceosome C complex subunit. Gene Ontology annotation, molecular function: protein binding. The record is from RefSeq and is a predicted model, not a curated record. Bases 1 to 2253 code for a protein of 750 amino acids. The transcript has 10 exons. Gene Ontology annotation, biological process: mRNA cis splicing, via spliceosome; negative regulation of innate immune response. Gene Ontology annotation, cellular component: spliceosomal complex; cytoplasm. NCBI's taxonomy places the organism in Eukaryota, Metazoa, Chordata, Mammalia, Afrosoricida, Chrysochloridae.